Molecule: messenger RNA, 2487 nt
Organism: Morchella sextelata
Lineage: Eukaryota; Fungi; Ascomycota; Pezizomycetes; Pezizales; Morchellaceae
Exons: 12
Coding region: 1-2487 (828 amino acids)
Biological process (GO): Golgi to plasma membrane transport; exocytosis
Cellular component (GO): cytoplasm; exocyst
Source: RefSeq, a predicted model, not a curated record
AUGAUGAACAGUACUGAAGGAUCGCGAUCAAUCUACCCGAAGCCUGCGGCAUUCUCGUUGUCAACAUUCUCGAGCAAAGACUUCAUUGUCAAAGACUUCAUAGAGGGCCUUACAGAAACCAGUAGAGCUAUCAACCGCCGCUCCGGGGUCCCAUCAAAUGCUUUCGAUCCAAAGCCCUAUAUUCGCACGUUCGAAGCCGCCCUAGAACGUCUCAAAGACCUAGAUGAGACACUUUCAGAAAAGGAAUCAGAACUGAAGGAGGGAGUACGUCGGGCAGAAAUUGACCAUAGUCGUACUCUGGAGCGUUUAGGCCUCAAAUUUAACUCCACCUUAGCCGAGUUUCAACGUCUGGACAGCAGUAUAUCCGAUGGUGGGGGUAUGGCAGUAAGAAUUGGAGGGCAGCUGGAAGCGCUUGAUAAACAACGCCAGAGAGCGGAAGACGCCAAAUUCUUGAUACAAUGCUAUACUGAAUUUAGUAGAGGAGAUAUGGGAAGAUUGGAGAGCUUAAGGAGGACAGGCAGGAUUGAGGAUAGCAUCAGAUGUGCUGUUGUUGGCAGGCAAUUGAGCUUGAUUGUCAAAAGGACUGAAGGUCCUGGAACUAAUCCUCGGACAAAAGAGCUGAUAGAGGCAUUUUCAGAGACAUUGGAACAAGACCUCUUAAGACAAUUUGACGAUGCUUAUAGGAAGUUCAAUAUCGAAUCUAUGAAGGGAUGUGCAAAAGUGCUCCAUGAUUUCAAUGGCGGUAAUUCUGUCAUUAGCAAUUUCCUUAAUCAAAUGGACUUUUUUAUCGCAACUGGAAAGAUAAAUGCUGGGGAAGUUGUUAUUGAAACCACAGUGGAGGAAAAGCUAUCCGACCCUGAUGAAGGUUCACCAGGACUUGAGCCAAGUCUGAUGGCCUUGGUAAAUGAGAUACGAGACGUAAUGAAAGCGGAGUCCAUUACUAUAAAGGAUGUUUUCCCCUUCCCAGAGCAAGUACUUGGUACAUUCCUGCAGCGUGUAUUCCAACAGUCGCUACAGCAGAGACUUGAGAUGGUUCUAGAUAAGACAUCUACUUUGUCGCCAUUAGCAUUCCUCCGUACAUUACAAGCAUCUAGGGCAUGCGUCAAUACUUUAGCAGAUGAUCUCAAAGCACACGGCUUAACAGAGCAUCCCGGGCCCUUAUCGUCUACUACAACUGUGCUAAUUGACCAGAAUGUCGAAGAGCUAUUUGUACCGUUCCUCCAGGACCGAGGAUAUAUGGAGAAAGAAAAGGAAUCUCUGGAGCAACUCUAUUCCGGGAUCUUAUUGAAAUUUGGCAUGUUUCAUGUUCGUUCCCUGCCAGACAUCCGUGGAGAGAGGCUUGAUUCGAUUUGGAAGCUCAUCAAACUGCGUACCCAGGAACAACGGAAAAAGGAACAAAAUCUCGGAGUUCUCGACCGAUUGAAAAAAUCACGAGAAAGGGCAAUUGAGAAAGUUCUAGAUAGUGAUCUUGGAAAAUCCCAAAGUGAUGCACUUAGCCGAAUUAUCGGUCUCGACCGUAAAUCCGGGAAAACCGGCCAAUUGUCGGAAGUCGUCAUAUCAGAAACGGAUGGUAAACUAAACGUAGAGUCGGCGAAAAGAAUGCUAAAAUGGCUGGCCGAGGCCGUUGGGAGAAGUCUUGAGCUGAGCACUCCGGCUGAUACGCCGAAGGACGUCACCGUGCUAUUGAAUCUCUUAAUCGACAACAUGCGAACUAUGUACUUGGACACCGCCCUUGAUGCUGCUUUGGAAACUGCCGAAGGUCAGACCAAAGGAGAACCAGAUCUAAAUUACUUUUUGGAGAUAAAGCCCGCUACCACAAUUAUGCAUUUAAUGUUUUCUUUCAUCAAUACGGCCUUGAUUCCACUGGCCCAGACCUCUCUUACCGUUAGAAGAGAAAUGAGCAAGUUAACAAACACUACACUGGCAAAUCUGGAACAGAAAGUGAAUAAUAUUAUUCAAAGGACUGUUGAUAUGGUAAUAAGCUACGUCACAGUAUUGCUUAGCAAACAGAAGAAAUCGGAUUUCAAGCCGAAGGACGAUGAAGUCAGUUUGACAACUCUUCAAACGCCAGCUUGUCAAACGGUUUGCGCUUUCCUCCAGAAGGUGUACGAAAUUGCCAAAGAGUCCCUUGAUGGUGCAAAUUUAGACGGAUUCUUGAAUGAGAUCGGUUCUGGUUUCAGAAUGCUUCUGCUAGACCACCUGAAGAAGUAUCAGGUCAACCAAGCAGGUGGUAUUAUGCUGUCGAAGGAUAUUACCAAGUACCAUGACAUUGUUGGUAAAUGGGGUGUUGCGGCACUCAAAGAAAGCUUUGAAUUGCUCCAUGAGAUUGGAAACCUUUUCGUUGUGAGACCCGAUGCCAUAAAAGAACGCAUGAGAGACGGCGUUCUUUCCCGGGUGAAACCACACUUGCUUAAGCCGUAUCUCAUGAAAAGAGAUGACUAUACAUCAGCCGGGAUCGAAAAAACUCUCUCAGCCGAAUUAUCAUAA